AUGGAUGUUGAUACCGGUGCGGCUGUUUCAGUGAUUGCAGAAGUAGUCUUUAACAAAACUCGCUCUGGAUUCCAACCCUUCAGUUUGAGCAAGACCUUGGCUAGACUGAGAAACUAUACCAAGGAACACCUACAGAUUAAGGGUAUAACUUCUAUUCCGGUCUUGUAUGAGAAGCAGCUGGUUCAGUUACUGCUGAUUAUAAUUCUAGAUACGACAGGAUCCUCUCUGGAAGGCUCAUCUCCUCUGCCGGAUUUUUCAAGUUUCAAGAAUGUACAGCAUAUAUUAUUAACUAAGGAUCAGUGUGGCCUUGGUCUAGCUAUCAGUGAAGAUAACACAAGUGAAGGAGUCAUCAUUAAAAGCCUUACUGACAAUGGAGCAGCAAUAAAGGAUGGAAGAAUAAAAGUCGGUGAUAGAAUCCUGGCUGUGGAUGAUGAAAAUGUCGUGUCACAACCUCCAGAAAAGGCCAUCAACCUUCUCAAAAAAGUAAAAGGAACAGUGAAGUUAACAGUCAGUUGUCAGGACCGGUCCCCACAGCAAUCUCUGGUACCACCACCUUCAUAUCUUAACACAGAUGCAGAGGUCUUGGAUCGCAGUAACAUAUUGACAUCUGGAGUGGUACCAGAUCCAGCAACAUGUCCAGUAGUCCCAGGACAGGAAACUACCCUGGAAAUUUCGAAAGGACGUUCUGGUCUCGGUCUCAGCAUUGUGGGUGGAAGAGACACAUUGUUGGAUGCAAUAGUUAUUCAUGAAGUAUAUGAAGAGGGUGCAGCUGCUAAAGAUAACAGGCUUUGGGCUGGGGACCAAGUCUUGGAGGUAAAUGGAAUUGAUUUAAGGAAUGCAACUCAUGAAGAAGCCAUCACAGCACUGAGACAGACCCCACAAAAAGUACAACUCACUGUCUUCAGAGAUGAAGCACAAUACAAGGAUGAAGAGAAUUUAGAUGUGUUCCUUGCAGAUCUUCAGAAGAAAGUCGGCAGGGGACUGGGCCUCAGCAUUGUGGGAAAGCGGAAUGGUACGGGAGUAUUUAUCUCAGACAUUGUUAAAGGUGGAGCUGCUGAACUUGAUGGCAGGCUCAUGCAAGGAGAUCAAAUCUUGUCAGUAAAUGGAGAGGAUGUGCGGAAUGCUUCUCAGGAGACUGUGGCAAUGAUACUUAAGUGCGCCCAAGGAUUGGUUCAGUUGGAGGUCGGUCGUCUAAAGGCAGGGUCAUGGAUCUCAUCAAGAAAAAUAUCACAUGGCAGUCAGAUGAGCCAAGUAAGUGCUAUCAGUAAUCCUCCUCCUUUUGGAGCUGCUGUGACCACUUCACAAAAUGUUACAAGCAGCAAGAAGAUUUCAGCUGAUACCUCACAAAGAAACUCAGGUUCAGAUACGGGACUAAGAACUGUGGAAAUAACAAGAGGACCAAAUGAUCCAUUGGGAAUUAGCAUUGCAGGAGGAAAGGGGAGUCCUCUAGGUGAUGUGCCUAUCUUCAUCGCCAUGAUUCAAGCCAGCGGAGUAGCAGCACGGACUCAAAAGCUAAAGGUUGGGGAUCGGAUUGUCAGCAUUAAUGGCCAACCCUUGGACGGACUGUCUCAUGCGGAAGCAGUUAAUCUGUUGAAGAAUGCCUACGGAAGCAUUAUCCUUCAGGUCAUAGCUGACACCAAUAUCACUGCUAUUGCAAGUCAGCUUGAAAAUUUGUCAACUGGUUCCAACUUGAACUCCCCAUCUGACAUUCGACCAGAAGAACCUGAACAUCCACAGUGUACAAACAUAACUUUAGAGAAAGGACCAGAUGGACUAGGGUUCAGUAUUGUUGGAGGACAUGGAAGCCCUCAUGGAGAUCUACCAAUCUAUGUGAAAACCGUGUUUGCCAAGGCAGGCGCGUAUUUGCAGUAA
Molecule: messenger RNA, 1872 nt
Organism: Rhincodon typus (whale shark)
Lineage: Eukaryota; Metazoa; Chordata; Chondrichthyes; Orectolobiformes; Rhincodontidae
Product: multiple PDZ domain protein-like
Exons: 17
Coding region: 1-1872 (623 amino acids)
Molecular function (GO): protein binding
Source: RefSeq, a predicted model, not a curated record